AUGGAAGGAAUAUUAUGUGCAAGUCCAGGAUGUGGUAAACCAGCCAAACUUCAAUGUCCAACAUGUGUAAAUCUCAAACUUGAAACACCAUCACAUUUUUGUUCACAAGAAUGUUUUAAAACAUUUUGGCCACUUCAUAAAAUGUAUCAUCAAAAAGGACAACCAGAAAAUUUACCAUCACAAUUUAGAAAUUAUAAAUUCACAGGUCCACUUAGACCAACUAAUAUUACACCAAUGAGAAAAGCACCUGAAGGUAUUGAAUUACCAGAUUAUGCAAUUGGUUCAAUCCCAAUUAGUGAAAGAGUAGCAGAUAGAAAGAAUAUGGCAAAUAUUAUUCAUACACCAGAAGAAAUUGAAAUUAUGAGACAAUUAGGAAAAAUGUCAAGAGAAGUUUUAGAUAUUGCAGGUAAUGCAGCAAAAGUUGGAAUGACUACAGAAGAAUUAGAUAUUAUUGUACAUAAUGCAGUUAUUGAAAGAGGAGCAUAUCCAUCACCAUUAAAUUAUUAUAAAUUCCCAAAAUCAUGUUGCACAUCACUUAAUGAAGUUAUUUGUCAUGGUAUUCCAGAUGAAAGACCAUUAAGAGAUGGUGAUAUUUUAAAUGUUGAUGUUACAUUAUAUUGGAAAGGAUUUCAUAGUGAUUUAAAUGAAACUUAUCUCAUUGGUAAUGUUGAUGAAAGAGGUAAGAAUUUAGUUAAAUGUGCAUACGAUUGUUUGGAAUUAGCAGUUGCAAUGUGUAAACCAGGUACAUUAUACAGAGAAUUGGGUGACGCAAUUCAAAAGCAUGCAAAUAAACAAGGUUUUUCAGUUGUUAAAAACUUUUGUGGUCAUGGUAUUGGAAGAUUAUUCCAUUGUAAUCCAACCGUACCACAUUAUUCAAAGAAUAAAGCAGUUGGUGCUAUGAAAGUUGGUCAUGUUUUCACAAUUGAACCAAUGAUUAAUGAAGGUACUUGGCAAGAUGAAAUCUGGCCAGAUAGUUGGACUGCUGUAACUGCUGAUGGUAAAAGAAGUGCUCAAUUUGAACAUACUUUGGUUAUCACUGAAACUGGUUGUGAGGUUUUAACUAAAAGAACAAAUGGUUCUUAUAUUGAUAGACAUUUUAAAUAA
Molecule: messenger RNA, 1104 nt
Organism: Dictyostelium discoideum AX4
Lineage: Eukaryota; Evosea; Eumycetozoa; Dictyosteliales; Dictyosteliaceae
Gene: metap1
Product: methionine aminopeptidase 1
Exons: 4
Coding region: 1-1104 (367 amino acids)
Biological process (GO): proteolysis
Cellular component (GO): cytoplasm
Molecular function (GO): initiator methionyl aminopeptidase activity; metal ion binding; metalloaminopeptidase activity
Source: RefSeq, a predicted model, not a curated record